Trichomonas vaginalis G3 is the source of this 417-nucleotide messenger RNA. RefSeq names its product protein of unknown function, DUF4106 family. NCBI's taxonomy places the organism in Eukaryota, Parabasalia, Trichomonadida, Trichomonadidae. The record is from RefSeq and is a predicted model, not a curated record. The transcript has a single exon. Bases 1 to 417 code for a protein of 138 amino acids.
AUGUUCCUUGACAAAAUAAAACCAACUACAGAAAUAAAUGACGCAAGACUGAAACAUUGGGUAAAAGCUUUCCCAUUCACAAAAGAUAUUAUUGGUUACAUGGAAAGAAAACCAGAAUGGCUACAAAAACAUAUAUUUGGAAACGAGCUUAUUCCAUAUGGACAAGCUCUGUUUGAAGAGCUUGAACCGGAAACUCAGGAAAGAGUCAUGCAAACAAUAAGCGAAGACUCAAAUACAAACUAUGACAAAAUCUUUCUAGGAUAUUGGUUACCUGAGAUGGGCGACCAGAGCCCAAAGGCAAAAAGGACAUGGGAAAUUUACAACAUACUAGGUGAACAUGAGGCAAAGAUGCAACAACUUGAAGCAGAGGGCAAGUUACCAAAAGCGACACCAAAGAAGAAGAGUAGAACAAAGUGA